UGCGCCUUGAAUUUGUGAUGCCUUUUACGUAAACACUACAUCAACAUGUCAAAGUAUUUCAGACGAAUAGCCGAAACUUUGGGCUGUUCUUCACUGCCUCAACCUCCACAGAGGACUGUCUUUAUAAAUCAUAAAAUAACACCAGGUUAUGAAGAAUUUGUGCAAGAAAAGUUUCCUAGCAAUCAAAUCAAAACUUCCAAGUAUACAAUACUAACUUUCCUACCUAAAAACUUAUUUGAACAAUUUAGAAGAAUUGCAAAUUUUUAUUUCUUAAUAAUUGGCAUUGUACAGUUAACCAUCGAUAGUCCGGUGAGCCCAUGGACUACAUUACUUCCUCUUUUAUUUGUUAUCUCAGUUACAGCUGUCAAACAGGUUGGCGAUAUAGUAAAGAUAGUUAAAAAUCAAGAAUUACCAGCUGACUUGGUAUUGCUAUCAUCUACUGAUCCUGAAGGUCAAUGUCAUAUCACUACUGCCAACUUAGAUGGUGAGACAAACUUAAAGAUAUUCAGCUCGCAAACAGACACAGCCCCGUUACAGACACCGGAAGCAUUAGACUCCUUAGUUGCCAAUGUUGAAUGUGAACAGCCACAGUCUGAUCUGUAUAAAUUUGUUGGAAGAAUGAACAUUUACAACCAGGGUGAUGGGGCAGAACCAACAUUGAAGCCAUUGGGACCAGAAAAUGUAUUGCUCAGAGGAUGCAGAUUGAAAAAUACACCGUAUGUUUUUGGUUGUGCAAUAUAUACUGGACAGGAAACCAAAAUGGCAUUAAAUUCUAAGCAGAAAGGCUUGAAAGUUUCCAUAAUAGAAUCAAAACCUGCAGCUGGUGGAAAUAAUGCUGAGCAUGAUUUUUCUGUAUUCACUACCAGCUCUGUCUUUGAAUCAAAGAAGCAAAAAACUGAAAUCAGUAGUUACUUCAUUUUAUUGGUACAAUGUGACAGUUUUUUCACAGCUGGUAAAGUCAUUGAGGAUAUCUUAGCUUUCUUGGUAUUAUUUAGUUAUAUUAUUCCUAUAUCGCUUUAUGUUACGUUAGAGCUGGUAAAGUUUGGUGCUUCUAUGUUCUUCCCUUGGGAUCUUGAUCUGUAUGAUGAGAAUACAGAUGAACCUGCCAAAGCAAAUACAUCAGAUUUAAUUGAAAUGCUGGGACAGAUUGAAUAUUUAUUCAGUGAUAAAACAGGAACCCUUACAGAGAAUGUCAUGACAUUUAGAAAAUGUUCAAUUGAUGGUAAACUAUACCAGAAGGUAGAUGGAGUAUUGCAGCCAGAGGACACCACUGAUGAUGGACAACUUCUCAUUACAUCGGAAGAUCAGGAUAAAAUGUGUGAAUUUCUGCAAGCGCUGGCAGUGUGCCAUGUUGUACAAGUAGGAAAGGAUACCUCAGGUGGAGGUAGUAAAACUGAAGUAGAUGGUGGAGCACUCAAUCCCAGUGAGCUAGAAUAUCAGGCGUCUUCACCAGAUGAAAAGGCUCUAGUAGAAGCAGCAAACAGGAAUGAUGUCAUAUUUUUAGGAGGAACCCAAGAAUACAUGAAUUUACUCAUAAAUGGUAAAAAACAACGUUAUUUGAUCAAGCACAUAUUGGACUUUGAUGCCACUAGAAAGAGAAUGAGCGUUAUUCUCAAUACACCAGACGGACGUACUUUAAUGGUUUGUAAGGGUGCAGACACAGCUAUAUUACCACGGUGUACAGAAGGCAAUAAAAAUGAUGCAAUUGAACAUAUGAGUCAUUAUGCAGUGCUUGCAGAGGCCUAUGAUGAGGUUGAGAAUAAUCUACAUCUUCUGGGAGCCACAGCGAUAGAAGACAAAUUACAGGAUGGUGUGCAUGAAACUAUUGAGAAAUUGAGAAUUGCUGGUAUCAAGCGGUUGAAUCGCAUCCUACACCAAGCAGUUGAAUCACAUCCUACACCAAGUGGUUGGAUUGCAUCCUACACCAAGCAGUUAGAUCACAUCCUACACCAUGUGGUUGGAUCACGUCCUACACCAUGUGGUUGGAUCACGCCCUACACCAUGCGGAAUGAUGUCAUAUUUUUAGGAGGAACCCAGGAAUACAUGAAUUUACUCAUAAAUGGUAAAAAACAACGUUAUUUGAUCAAGCACAUAUUGGACUUUGAUGCCACUAGAAAGAGAAUGAGCGUUAUUCUCAAUACACCAGACGGACGUACUUUAAUGGUUUGUAAGGGUGCAGACACAGCUAUAUUACCACGGUGUACAGAAGGCAAUAAAAAUGAUGCAAUUGAACAUAUGAGUCAUUAUGCAGUGGAUGGUUUAAGAACACUCUGCAUCAGUGAGAAGUAUUUAACGGAAGAAGAGGUAGAGAAAUUUGAUAUGAAAUUAAACUCCGCACGUUCUGCAUUGGAAGAUAGAGACAAAAAGCUUGCAGAGGCCUAUGAUGAGGUUGAAAAUAAUCUACAUCUUCUGGGAGCCACAGCGAUAGAAGACAAAUUACAAGAAAAGUACGCACUUGUUUUGGAACUUUGUAUCAAGAUGGCAGGCGACAAGGUUUGGGUGUUGACUGGAGAUAAACAAGAGACAGCUGUGAAUAUCAGUUAUUCCUGUGGACAUUUUAAACUUGGAAUGAGCGAGAUGUACCUUGUUAAACAGACUAGUCCAGAACAGUGUCUGGAUACCUUGAAUGAUUUGAAAUUGAAGUUAACUGAAGAUACAGUACCUAAACAUGCAUUAGUGGUGGAUGGUAUGAGCUUGACUUAUGCCGUGGAAUACCACUGUGAUCUAUUCAGAAAAAUAUGUGAAGCAUGCAUUGCUGUAUUAUGUUGCAGGAUGUCACCGUUACAAAAAGCUGAGGUGGUGAAAUUAAUGAAGAAUUCGGACUCUAAGCCAAUCACAGGUGCAAUAGGAGAUGGUGCGAAUGAUUGCAGUAUGAUACAAGAAGCACAUAUUGGUUUAGGUAUUAUGGGAAAAGAAGGCCGCCAAGCCGUCCGCUGCAGUGACUAUGCAUUUAGUCGUUUUAAAUUUUUACAGAAAGCUUUAUUAGUCCAUGGACAUUGGUUUUAUAUUAGAGUUACUACUUUAGUACAGUAUUUUUUCUACAAGAACUUUGCAAUGAUCACACCUCAAUUUUACUUUGCCUUCUUUAAUGCUUUCUCGCAACAGACUUUAUAUGAAAGUUUAUUUUUAACAUUUUAUAAUGUCACAUUUACAUCACUACCUAUCCUUAUUUACGGGAUAUUUGAACAAAAUCUAAGUGCAAGAACAUUGAUGCUGCAUCCCCAAUUGUAUAUUGACUUAAAACACAAUGCCAGCCUUACAUGGUGGAAAUACUGCUAUUGGAUCGUAUUAGGUCUGUACCACUCUGUGUGUUUCUUCUUUGGUACAUUGCUUCUGUUUUCAGAUGAUGUUUCACUAUUACCAAGUUCAAAGCAAUAUGGUAUCUGGACUUUUGGUUCUGUUAUCAUGACACUGGUUGUAUUGGUUGUUAACAUUAAGAUCCCACAGCUUAGAUACAAGACAAUACAGCAAUCAUCAGUCAAUGAAAAAACACCAUUAUCCAAAAGAUUUACAAAAGAUUUCGGAAUAUACCAAGUGAGUGGACGUGAAGAAAUAGAGUUAAACAGUGGAUGUUAUGCGAAUUCAAUACCUUACCAAGAUGAUGCCAUCUAG
Messenger RNA from Saccoglossus kowalevskii, 3612 nucleotides. RefSeq names its product phospholipid-transporting ATPase IF-like. NCBI's taxonomy places the organism in Eukaryota, Metazoa, Hemichordata, Enteropneusta, Harrimaniidae. Gene Ontology annotation, biological process: phospholipid translocation. Gene Ontology annotation, molecular function: ATP binding; ATPase-coupled intramembrane lipid carrier activity; ATP hydrolysis activity. Gene Ontology annotation, cellular component: recycling endosome; endoplasmic reticulum; plasma membrane. The record is from RefSeq and is a predicted model, not a curated record.